AGCUCAGUGUCCCAAGAGCAGCAUCUGUGGCUGAGGAGGGGACAGAAGCAAGUUUGGGGCUUCAUCUGCUCCGGUGACAGUAGAGAUUCUGGGACAGCUGGUUGGUCUCUCCUGCACCCCUACCUGGAAACCUACACGUAGCCUCCAUAGAUCAAAUAGCAAGCAAAGGCCUUCUCAAAGUCUUAGUGACAGACUGUCUCAGCCAUUUUUUUUUAACUUGACGAUGCCAUCAAAUAUUUGCAAGUUCUUCCUAACUUGGUGGUUAAUUCAGCAGGUGACUGGGCUGACAGGGCCUUUGAUGCUAGACAUGGCUCCCAAAGCAUUUGAUGACCAGUAUGAGGGCUGUGUCAACAAAAUGGAGGAAAAGGCACCCCUGCUUUUACAGGAAGACUUUAAUAUGAAUGCGAAAUUAAAAGUUGCAUGGGAAGAGGCAAAGAAACGAUGGAACAACAUAAAACCUAGUAGGACUUAUCCCAAAGGUUUCAAUGAUUUCCAUGGAACGGCUUUAGUUGCCUACACUGGGAGUAUCGCUGUAGAUUUUAACAGAGCUGUUAGGGAAUUCAAGGAAAAUCCUGGUCAAUUCCACUACAAGGCCUUCCAUUACUACUUAACAAGAGCUCUUCAGCUUUUGAGUAACGGGGAUUGUCAUUCAGUCUACCGAGGCACUAAGACCAGGUUUCACUAUACUGGAGCUGGCUCUGUGCGAUUUGGGCAGUUCACAUCUUCAUCAUUGUCUAAGGCAGUAGCUCAAUCUCCAGAGUUUUUCAGUGAUCAUGGGACGCUGUUCAUCAUCAAAACCUGCUUGGGGGUUAAUAUCAAACAAUUCUCUUUCCGUCCUGACCAAGAGGAGGUGUUAAUUCCAGGCUAUGAGGUAUAUCAGAAAGUCAGGACACAAGGCUACAACGAAAUUUUCCUGGACUCCCCGAAGAGGAAGAAGAGCAACUACAAUUGCUUGUACAGCAGCGCAGGAGCCAGAGAGAGCUGUGUAUCCCUGUUCCUCGUGGUUCUCCCCAGUCUUCUGGUCCAGCUGCUUUGUCUUGCUGAGCCGUAGCCCUCUCCUGUCUGCAGUUUGUGGGUCUGAGUGUUAAAGGGAGGCCAAGGGGCAAGCACUCGAUUGGUUGUCUAAGAUCUGUGGUGGAGGGGAGGGUGGGAUCCUAUCAGGGAAGGUCUGCUCUAGCAUGCACGACUUCUGUAGGCAUCCAAGGAUCUGACUUUGUUAGUCCCUGAAACUUUACACU
This is a messenger RNA of Rattus rattus (black rat), 1238 nucleotides long. Its product is annotated as T-cell ecto-ADP-ribosyltransferase 2. NCBI's taxonomy places the organism in Eukaryota, Metazoa, Chordata, Mammalia, Rodentia, Muridae. Gene Ontology annotation, molecular function: NAD+ poly-ADP-ribosyltransferase activity; NAD+-protein-arginine ADP-ribosyltransferase activity. The record is from RefSeq and is a predicted model, not a curated record. The transcript is spliced from 4 exons. Bases 224 to 1051 code for a protein of 275 amino acids.